CAUCACCCGUGUUCUGGCUUCUCAUUGGCUUUGCAUUAGACUUAAGUGCCCUCAGGUGCCCCUGCGGAGGUAGUUCAGGGUGUGUGUGUUCAGUGUGUGUGUUCAGGGUGUGUGUGUGUGUUCAGUGUGUGUGUGUUCAGGGUGUGUGUGCGUCAUGGCCACACCGCGCAGGAUUCAGCUCACUACUCUGUCUGUUCAUUCCGCUGUUAAUGCGCGCAGUGGGGCUGAUUUACCCCACACCCCGGGGGUAACUGCCCCUCCUGCUCCUCACUGCCGGCUGGAGCUCGUCCUGUUCGAGCCGGAUGAUGCGCGCUGUGCGGAGUUUCACUAUCCGCACCUGACCGCGGUCAGAGGUAAAGGCAGUGAUGAGACUCUGAGUGAGGAGCUGGAGGAAGAGGAUGGAGAUGGAGAUGGAGAUGAGCUUCAGGCUCUGGCCAGAAUGUUCCAGAAGAAAUACGGCGGAGCUCCGAAACGGAGGAAGGACAGAGUGCAGGAUUUGGUGGACAUGGGCUACGGCUACGACGACACCGACUCCUUUAUUGAUAACUCGGAGGCGUAUGACGAGUUGGUUCCAGCAUGUCUUACAACCAAGUAUGGAGGAUUUUACGUCAACGUCGGGACUCUGCAGUUUCGCCAGGCUUCAGGAGAAGAAAACGAGACCGAUGACUUUGAGGAGAACGUUAAACCCAAGAAACGAAAGUUGAAAGAAGGAGGCGAGGUGAAGAUGAACAAGAAGAAGAGGAAGAGAAAAGAGGACGUUCGGUCUAAGGGAGAAAACACAAAACACAGCGUACCAUCAGGAGAUAAGAAAAAGAAAGCGAGUAAGCAGCAGCAGAACCUGGAUGGCAUGUUGAGGAAAUUUCACAAGGAGAAGCUUCAGGAGCUCCAGCUGUUCAGCAUGAGGAAGGAAUCACCUCCAGCAGCUAGCCACGACUCCAGCGACCGGGCCAAGUCCGUCUCGGAGGAUCCGCUGUCGACGCUCGUUGGUCCAGGCAGUGCUGAUGACCUUCACCAAGCAGUGAUGGAGCAGGACGAGCUCUUGACUAACGAUCAGAACCAGGAGAACCGCGAGACUCUAGCUGAGACGUCUCGGCCUUCACUUCCUGAUGGUUUACCUCCUACACUGGAACGAAGCCUACAAGAACUUACUCAGGAUGAUCAGCUGACGGUUCUGAUCCGGAGGCUGGAGGAGACGGUGUUCCGAGUCAUGCCCGAGCAGAUCCAUCGGUUCAAUGAUCACUGCCAAGCUCACUCCGAAGCCAGAGCUGCCAAACUGGAAGCUGUGAAAGAAAAGAGAGCUGUGGAAGGAUCUGAUGAAGAGGACGAUGAUUUGAGUGGAAAACGAGUUUUUGGACCUCGGAAGAGAUUCAGAUGGAACGAGGAGAUCAGGGAGGUGUUGUGCGAGGUGGUGAGGCUGAAGAUGAGCAGCUAUGAGCUCGACGCUCCCAGUAAUCAGAGUCUAGAGGAUUAUUUGAAGUCUUUUUUGGAGGCGAGUGUGAAGACACUGUGGCCUAGAGGAUGGAUGCAGUCCAGGAUCCUGCUGAUUGAGAGUCGGAGAGUUCACGCUCACAUCACGGGCGUAGUAGCGAGGAAGAAAUCCAUGACCGUGCCGAAAUCUGAAAAGGGUUGCCGUGGCGCUGGAGUCUAUCCCGGGAAUACCGGGAGGAAGUGUGAAGAAAACGUAGACGUUCAGACAGUUCCUGCUAACAGAGCGCAAUCAGGAGCGAAGUCUCAGAAGAUUCCUUCUGCGUGUGGAGGUUCUGUUCCGCAGCCACUUCCUGCUGAGGAAAAGGAAAAACCUCAGAAGCUCUCGGUUGCUGAGCGAGACGUCUACUUUCCCCCGAGACUUUCCCUCCUCUCGACCGCAUCGUUUUGCAGAGCGCCCUUUUCUCUGGCUGUGGCAGCGAUGGAAGGUUCGUGUGGAGAUCCGGCUCUUCCCACUCCAUCUCUCUCCCACCAGACGUCAUCUCCUCCUCCCGGUGCUCCGGAUUCGGGAGCGUUAAAGACCGUAACGCCGCUGCACGCUUCACCCUUCCCCGGUCUUCCUCACGAUGGCAAACCUGCUGGUCAUACAGAGAUCUGCAGAACGUCCGAACUCGCCAGCGGAGCGCUCCAGUACGGUCUCUCACACGAUGGAAGUCCGAUUCAUGCAGGAGGAGCGAACGCUCCGAGAAACCUGCCCUGAAGAAGAGGAACGCGGGAAGGAAAUGCAGAAGACGACAAACCUGCGUUCAUUAACAUCCUGGUAACAGAACAGGACUUUACAGCGGUAAGAGCACAAAGUAAAUCAGGAGGAAUUUCUGUGUUUGUCUUCAAAACUUUAAAUCUAAAAAAAUAAAAUUGUAAUGCAUUUAUAAAUAAAAACAUUAUUAAAAUUAUGAUAAAAAUUGAAUGCAAAUGAAAUAUUACUUGACUUGAUGACCUAAAGGUGAAAAGUUGUAGUCAGACUUGAUUUAUUUUAUUUUUGUUUGCUUUUCUUUGUCUUACUGAUCUUCUGAAAUAAAUCUCUUCCACUUUUGUUCAUUGCAAAGAAAAUAUUUUUUUGAUGCUGAAUUAUUGUUCCAAAAGACGCUCCCUGACUCCAACUCAUGACUCUAAAGCCACAGAAAUUUUUUCUUUGUGAUGAAAAAUUGUCAUUUAUUGCUGUUGGAUCGUAACGACGGAGGACGAGGCGCAAUAAAGCACUUUAGAAAAUAUGGAGAAUAAAAGCAGUGAGUGUAUUUUCAUAAUGUUUAAUAAAAUACGUGAACAUGA
Molecule: messenger RNA, 2754 nt
Organism: Pangasianodon hypophthalmus (striped catfish)
Lineage: Eukaryota; Metazoa; Chordata; Actinopteri; Siluriformes; Pangasiidae
Gene: ubn1
Product: ubinuclein 1
Exons: 16
Coding region: 155-2185 (676 amino acids)
Cellular component (GO): nucleus
Source: RefSeq, a predicted model, not a curated record